Messenger RNA from Gambusia affinis (western mosquitofish), 2456 nucleotides. RefSeq names its product methyltransferase 1, tRNA methylguanosine (gene mettl1). The record is from RefSeq and is a predicted model, not a curated record. The transcript is spliced from 6 exons. Gene Ontology annotation, biological process: tRNA methylation; RNA (guanine-N7)-methylation. Gene Ontology annotation, molecular function: tRNA (guanine(46)-N7)-methyltransferase activity. Gene Ontology annotation, cellular component: tRNA methyltransferase complex. Bases 13 to 879 code for a protein of 288 amino acids. Lineage: Eukaryota; Metazoa; Chordata; Actinopteri; Cyprinodontiformes; Poeciliidae.
GGACGCUUUCUGAUGACGCCAAACCUCCGCGACUCCACGCAUGUGAGAAACAGGAAUCAACUACUUUCCCUUCGUCGGUUCCUAUCCAGAAGCGGCCUUUUUCUGUUUAUGUGUGAAAGUUUUGGACUAUAUUGCGUGCUUGAACCCAGCAUGGCUUCUACAUCAAUGCCGCAGAAGCGCUACUACAGACAGCGAGCCCACGCAAACCCGAUGGCGCACCACACUUUUGAUUACCCGGUGUGUCCUGAAGAAAUGGACUGGUCCAAGCUUUAUCCAGACCUCAUACCUGGGCCCUCAUCAGAGACGGAGGCCCCUAAAGUCGAGUUUGCAGACAUUGGCUGUGGAUACGGGGGUCUUCUGGUGGAGUUAUCUCCACUGUUCCCAGAUAAGCUCAUGUUGGGCUUGGAGAUCAGAGUGAAAGUAUCGGAUUACGUGCAGGACCGCAUUCGGUCUCUGCGUGAAGUGAACCCAGGAAGCUACCAGAACAUCGCGUGCCUCCGCAGCAACGCAAUGAAGUACCUCCCCAACUUUUUCUUCAAAGGACAGCUCAGUAAGAUGUUCUUCCUGUUCCCUGACCCUCAUUUCAAGAAGACCAAGCACAAAUGGAGGAUUGUUAGUCCCACGUUGUUAGCAGAAUACGCCUACACACUCAGGAUCGGGGGUUUGGUGUACACCAUAACAGAUGUGGAGGAGGUGCACCUCUGGAUGGUGAAGCACUUCGGCGAACAUCCGUUGUUCACACGGGUGCCAGAAGAGGAUCUGGUGGAUGACGUCAUUAUAAGCCGCUUGAGUUCCUGCACUGAGGAAGGGAAGAAGGUUCAGAGGAACAACGGGAAGACCUUCCUGGCAGUUUUCCAGAGGAUCGAGGAUCCGCUUUGAAGUCAGACUCUUUGGACUUUAAUGUGUUUAACCACAUGGACAACGAAGCUCCUCGGUCGUCUAGAGACUUCUUCUGCUUAAACACCGAGUGAAAACAGUGGUUCACUAGACGAAAGGUGAUUUUCUUUUUUAUUUAUUUUUAUUUUUUUCAAUAUACAUUUCCCUCACCAGCUCGUAAGAUACUUCUAAUUUUGUUUAUUUUUUUUUUGUAAAGUUUCAGAUCUGGUUGAGUAAACUAUGCAGCUUUUUAUGAGACAAGAUCUCGGUGUUUUCUUCGCGUACCAUUCCGUCAGCGACUUGUUUGUUUUGGAUCUUCAUCUGGCUGCAAGAUUAGAGAGUUUUCUGUCAUGACUCAACGUGAUGAACAAUUAUCCUUAUCUAUCGGCCCAUCGUUGUGAAGUUCAAAUCAAAGUGAUGUGCAGCAGGAACAGUAGCAUUCAGUGUUCAUUGUGUGAUUGCUAGCUGUAUAUUACAGGUCGGUAUUUGGGUCUGUCAGGGGUAUGGAAACGGGACGGCGCAGGUCUGAAAAGGCCUUGUGCUGCUGCAGGCUGUGGUGAUUAUCAACAGGACGGCACAUGCUUUCACGUUCAUAACCUAGACACUGGAAAAACUGAGCCGAGGAGGGAAAUACUGAACCCUAAGUACUGGUUCAGGUCUUGAACUGAGAUGUGUCCAAUUUAUCAGGUUAAGCUUUUUUUUUUUUUUUUAGCUCUAUAUAUUCUUUUGCAUGUCCUACAUGAAACAUUUUUUCCAGCUAAACUUGAGCCACCUUAAACUCUGAAUAGUAGAUUAAAUGGCGCACAUAAUAUCCCGUAUGCUGGAAGGUGUCAACCAAAGCAUCCCGGACACCUGAAGGUGAAGAGCAACGAUGUUUUUGUAGCGACUCCUGGGAAAAAUCCAAGGUUAACCCAAACAUAAACCGGAGACCAAACACUGCCUGGUGCUCCAGUGGUUUUCCCAGGCGAUUGAAGGAUUUUCCCCAUGUGACCGUCGGCUCUACGCACGGAGCAAAAAAUAAAUAAAAUAAAAAAGAAGCUUCUCAGGAACGGCUUUAUGGACACAACAAAAGGCCUGAGGUGCUGACCUGGCCCUGAAAUUCCCCAGAUUUCAGUCCAGCGACGCUUCCCCAGGAUCUGCCGGCACAAGCCCCGAACCAUGGAGUUACGGCCCUGGGCCUUUCCUCUGGGCCGCUGAGUUUGAGUCAGAGCUCCAGGUAAACUGGGCUCCGUUCACACAGCAGCCAAAUGCAACCUAAACCUGCCUAUUUUCUGUCAAUAUGUGUUACGACUCCGAGGUCUAAGGGUUCAGGGGCGGCAACAUAAAAACGUGUCCAGAGAAAAAGGUGGAAUGUAAAGUGAUUUAUUACAAAGAGAUGGUCUCUCAAAACCUAAACACAGUACAGUUUAACCCAACUGAAACAAAAGAGCUAACAAAUUCAAGAAUUGCCAAGUGCAAAUUAAAUUACAAAAUGUUCAAACAAGUCAGUCUAAAGUAACUCAAAAGAGAGGAAAAAAGGGAGCACCAAACAUGAGCCUCUAGCAUCUAAAAGUUUAAAGCCUAAAGCAGAUUCAAACUAC